Colletotrichum navitas is the source of this 356-nucleotide messenger RNA. RefSeq lists its product as uncharacterized. The transcript has a single exon. The coding region runs from base 7 to 279 and encodes 90 amino acids. The record is from RefSeq and is a predicted model, not a curated record. NCBI's taxonomy places the organism in Eukaryota, Fungi, Ascomycota, Sordariomycetes, Glomerellales, Glomerellaceae.
GUUGGAAUGCAAGAUGAUGGAGGUUGGUGGGCGGCGGUCUUGGUUAUAUGUUUGAGCGCACCUAUGCGAGGGUGGCUUGGCUGUCGCUAUUGGCGACUACUGGGCCGGGUGGAGCAUGAGAUAGCAUCCAUACACUACCUACACUGCCCAGCGGCUAGUGUACAGAGUAUCCGGUGUUUGUGUGGAUGGCUGAGUAGAGUGGUGGGAGGGGGGAGGGGUGCGAACGGUGGGUUAAGGGUGUGUGUGCAAGACCCGCGGUUGCAUAGCAAACUACCUUAGUUGUCUGGUCUGUGUGAUGAAACGGGAAGGCCACACGGACUGGCGGGGGGGGGUCCGUUUGGAGUUUCGCCGCCUUU